AUGUACUGGUUAAAUGGGAUAGCGAGUGAACUAUCGCUUGAUUGCACAGUGCAAAAGGAGCAGCAGGACCAGCAGUUGAACAGCAAAGGGUCUGAACAAGCUGCCCAUACUACCACCUUUUCAAAGUCCUUGGAUAUAGUAUCAAUUCAAUCAUCAUCUCACGCGUCGUUAUACAUCACUUGCACCCGAAACGGCAUCUACUUGUGGUCAGUCAAGCCAACAACUGUCCUCGCCUUUGUGGAACGUUCAGAUAAUCAUGUAGAGGAAUUUGGUGAAAACAUUGAGGCUAUUUGGAAGCCAGAUGCCACUGCGAUUGUCGUUCAUACCAAGAACAACUAUAUGUUACUGUAUGCCAUCAUUUCAUACGAUCAGCGAUCGUUCGAAUUUAACUUUCCAAACUCGACACAUGCCUAUGUGACAGGACCAGGAGAGGGAAAGGGACCCAAGACCAUGUUGAUCAAGUUUAAGCUGGCCAUUAGAGUAGACGCUGGCAUUGCCUGUGGCACAUCAUCCGACGACACGCUAAUCAUUGCCACCAAAUCACCUGCAGCAAUCCAGUCGAUAUCCUGGAAUCCACAGCAAGUCAAUGCCACACAGACUUCAGUUCUCAACCGACUCGGCAUCAUGGAAAACGAGAAAUCAGAACAAGUUGUUAGCCUGCUGUACGAUAAAAUAAUGAACAUAUCCGUCUGGCUAUCAAAUGAAGGUAGAGCUUAUUUUGUACAAAACAACAACACUUUGUCUCAAGAAAGAAGAAGUAGUAACGGAUCAACCACGAUUACUUCUCCCAGCACACCCUCGUUUGAAGGGAAGAUUCACUGGACAGGCGUCUGCUUCCACAACAGCGAGCACAGCACAGCGACCAAAGGAAAGCAGAAAUUGCAUGAUUUACACAAAGCAACAUCUGUUUCCAUCAAUGCGAAAUUCUCACUCAUUGCUAUUGGCACCAAUCGAGGUGCCGUGUAUGUCUAUUCGGCCAACAGCUAUACCACUACACCUGUGUUGUCACACAAGUUGGAAUUAUCGUCGUGGGCAUCACAGAAUUCGAGCGCUCACCCAGAGGCGAAUGCUGUCGAGUCGCUGGCGUGGACAUCGGAUGGAUAUGCUAUCUCUGUGGGGUACAAGACACAUGGGCUGGCUGUGUGGAGUGUGUAUGGUGGAUUGUUAUGUGCGUCGAGCGAGAUGGAUGAUGUGUAUGGUGGUGAUAAUGCGUUUAGACUCAAGGAUACCUACGUCAAGGGCAUUCAGUCAUUGUUUUGGGGCCCAGGCAGUCACCAGCUCUAUGUGCUAUCCAGGGACAAAGACGCAUCAAAACUGUUUACUAUUCCCUUUGCCAAAUCUGCGCUGACAUCUUAUCUGCACUCGGAUAACGCUAAACGCGGAUUACUACUAGCAGAUGACCGCAUCUUACUCUACAAUAAUGGAGGUGAUUACCAAGAGAACAACACGACCAUUGACCCUGCAGCAGUGGCGUGGACGCACAUUCAAUACCCUGCGCUGUACAUCACCGAUCACUGGCCUAUACGUUAUGCAUCCAUCAGUUCGGACGGAAAGUACAUUGCCAUUGCUGGUAAACGUGGAUUUGCACACUACAACGCCAUCUCCAAUCGAUGGAAGCUGUUUGGUAAUCAGCACCAAGAGCAGAGCUUUUUAGUUCGAGGUGGUAUGGUGUGGUAUAAGAACAUCAUCAUUGUUGCCUGCGAAUCACUCCAGUACAAGAUAUACGAGAUUCGCAUGUAUUCUCGCGACAGUAACCUGGACAAUACUUAUCUUCUGCACACAGAAGCACUCUCUAACAUACCAGCCUACAUGACACUCUGCGGCAACUUUUUGGUCGUCUACACAUCUGAAAACGUGCUCAAUUUGUACAAGAUCAGUGUAGGCGCACUCCCUAAUGGCAACACUGGCAAACAGGGCGGGCUAGCUCGGCUUGAGCUCGUGCGACGAGUAUCACUCAAGGGCAUUGUAGCCCGCGUGGCUCGUGUUCGCAGCAUCAGUCUGUUUCAUCCCAUUUGUGGAGAUCAGAUAGAUUCACUGGAGAACGUGAUUUCUUCCAACAUACUAUUGCUUGUAGAUGGAAAACUGAUCAUUUUGAGCCCCAAAGCAGCUGAUGACAAUGAUAGUUCUGAUUUAGCUGAUGGAUCACCCACAUCACCGCCACCAGCAUUUGAUAUUCACAACAUACACCACAAAGCAGAGUAUUACUGGAUUGGCAAAAAGAGCAUUGAUAACUUGGUUACAUCGCUCUGGAUUGCUGAUGGCAAAGGACUCAAAACAUUUACCAAUCUGUUAUUGGAGCCUGAUUUUGAUUUUAGCACCUACAACGCCAAUGUGUCAGAGAGUGAGCCCUCUACGCCGACGACGCCGGGGUUGCUGUCAUCCUCCUCAUCUGCUCGCAACGUGGAUAUCGGUAGACCCUUCUCGCUUGGCUAUCGUAUUGGGCCAGAACCUCACAGUAGAUCUUCUUCGACUGAAGGAUCUCUAACAGACGACAUGGAGAAUCAAAGCCAAUGGCGCAUUGCUAGUUUUGAGAAAUUGAGUGAUCAAGCCAUUUACAUCCCGCUUGAUUUCUACCCGCUAUCCAUUUUGCUGGACAAGGGCAUCAUUGUUGGCAUUGAGCAAAACAUCAGUUACCGAGAUUCGCUUGGCUUUGUCCUCUUUAAAAUGAGCCCCAAGAUGCAUUUGUUUUUGCAUCAUGUUUUACGCUACCUGUUGCAACGGGAUUUGGAGCAAGAAGCCGUUGUAUUUGCUCGUGCAUACGAGAAAUUUGUUUAUUUUGGUCAUGCGCUGGAGAUUCUGCUUCAUACAGUGCUGGAAGAAGAGGCGGGUCAUGAUUUGGGCGAUGCUGCUAUUCUACCGCAUGUCAUCAAAUUCCUGGAUCAGUUUCCUCAUGCGUUGGAUGUGAUUGUCAGUUGCGCUCGCAAGACAGAAGUGGCCUUAUGGGAUCACUUGUUUUCUGUGGUUGGCAAACCCAAAGAUCUGUUUGAAAUUUGUUUAGCGGAUGGCAGAUUGCGUACAGCAACAUCCUAUCUGAUCAUCCUGCAAACAAUGCAACCACUGGUCGUGGGUGGCAAGGAUACGAUCCGGUUACUUCAAAAGGCCAUGGACGAGAGCGAUUAUGAGCUGUGCAAGGAGCUUGUUCGCUUUCUCAGUUCGAUUGAUAACACGGGCAAAACAUUGCAAGAAGCGCUCAGCAUGAUCAAGAGCCGCAUGGAGAGCAAAGACCCGUUAUCUCCCAAUUCAAACGAUGCCCAGAUCGAUAAAGUGGCACAGAGCAUGCGUAACUUGAGUAGCGCUUAA
This is a messenger RNA of Mucor velutinosus, 3300 nucleotides long. RefSeq names its product putative serine/threonine protein phosphatase (gene PPG1). The coding region runs from base 1 to 3300 and encodes 1099 amino acids. Gene Ontology annotation, molecular function: protein binding. Gene Ontology annotation, cellular component: Golgi membrane; cytosol; Ric1-Rgp1 guanyl-nucleotide exchange factor complex. The transcript is spliced from 13 exons. NCBI's taxonomy places the organism in Eukaryota, Fungi, Mucoromycota, Mucoromycetes, Mucorales, Mucoraceae. The record is from RefSeq and is a predicted model, not a curated record. Gene Ontology annotation, biological process: retrograde transport, endosome to Golgi; intracellular protein transport.